Molecule: messenger RNA, 1962 nt
Organism: Ambispora gerdemannii
Lineage: Eukaryota; Fungi; Glomeromycota; Glomeromycetes; Archaeosporales; Ambisporaceae
Source: the annotation of a GenBank genome assembly
AUGAAUAUGCCAAUCGUUGAAUUUACCCUCCAGUACUUGAAAAAUCAUCCUGAUAGUUUGAAUGCUGUUACAACACACACCGCAGACAUAGAGAGUGUAACACUUCAAGGGUUGGUGAAACUAGCGGUAGUGGUCGGUAUUUCUUUGACAAAAAUCUGGAAACACGGCCACCAAGGCUGCUUUUUAUCAGCAAAAUAUAUCGACAGACAUAGAGUUCUUGAGACCUUUCUCGAGCACAUAAAUGAUGCGUUAAAUAAAUGGGACGCAGUAAAAUAUCAUUCACCAUUGGUAGCUCUGGUGCAAGCAUCAACUAUAGGAAAGUCUAAAAUGUUAUGGGCAGUUGCAGAACAUGUCUAUGUGGUUUAUGUAUGCCUUCGCAACAGAGAAUCAUCUGGUAUCCCUUCCCGAUCAACUAUUUCAGAUAAACUCUGUAUGUUCUCUAACGAUCAGACAGCGUUAUUCACGUAUAUUACGUUCAUUUGUUCGACAAUGAGACAUCUGGCGAAAUUUGAAGGGAAUGAAAGAGUGCAUGCACGAUGUCCAAAGACAAUCGACAACAAAAUUGAUUAUUAUGAUGCAGAUUGGCAUUCCAUCAAAGAGUUAGUCGAGACAUGUUGGAAUUCUUCGAAAGAAAAGUUGAACCGUGAUGAAUCAGAAGACGGGAUACAAUUACUAUUCGUAUUCGAUGAAGCCAAAAUAUUGACUGAAAGAGAUCCAAGUCGUGGCAAAACGAAUUUCGAAUGUUUGCGACAUGCACUAGCUACAUUAUCUACAUAUGUAUCAGGUGGCCGUGCAUUUGCUAUCGUCACCGACACAGUAUCCAAAAUAUCAAACUUUGCUCCAGCAGCUCAUCGUGACAGUUCUUUCCGUGUUCAGAACAGGUUGGCUGUAUAUCCACCAUUUUAUCAUAUUGCCACAUUGGACAUUUUCAUGACAGAAGAAACAGAACCAAAGACGUUACAUCGAGUGGCAUCACCACAAUACUUCUUUCGUUAUGGGCGGCCUCUUUGGGGUGGAUUGCUCAAUGUUAAAGGUCUCGACCUUGAAGAUUGGAUCACAAAGAAGCAUACCGAGAAAAUAACAAUAUCAGAAUCCAUUGCAGUUCUCGGAUCACGAUUGUGUAUUGGCGUUGUACCCCAGACUGAAUUGGCUACAGAACUUGUUGCUAAUUAUCCAUCGGAUCCAGUACUUGCAGAAGCGUCAGCUCAUAUAACAAAUAAUAUUAACGGAAUCGGGUUGUCACAUUUUGUUGGCACACUCAUUAAUGCUCUCAGAGAAGGGUCAGUAGAAGUAGCAAAUCAGUUCUCACGUCCAAUGACAUUGCAGCAAUAUUUCAAAGCCCUCCUUUCACCGGAAAUUUUGCGGGCACUUCAAGACAAACUUUCGCCAAAAUUACAAACUGCGAGAAUUAGGUUCACCCACUUUAUUCGUGUUACAUAUACACCAUCCCCAAAACAGCUCGAGUUCUUUCGACGUUGCGCCGCAGUAAUUUGCAAGAGAAAUCAAGUCGCAUCAUUUGAACUUCCCAGUCCUGAUCGUAUCACGAGAAACAUCAAGAAUAAAUUGGAAGAACUUGAACAACCAGAGAUCUUGUUGAAGUCUGGAACGAGGGCAAAUAAAAAGGGAAAUUUGAAGAGGAAUCAUGCAGACAUUAUUGGAUCAGUGAACUUUUCGAAACAUUCUAAAUCAGAUGCUACUAUUAGUCAUAUACAUUACAUUGCGUUGUUUGGUUUGUCAAGUGAAAUCUAUGGCGUUUUUUCAAACUCGGCACAAGUUAUGGAAGCAACUUCAUCUAUUGCAACAGUUCAAUCCGCACCUGCUUCAGAUAUCACAGAAAUACUAAAAAUAAUGUUGAAAACAUGGGCAGAACCCCGCAAUCUUCAGAGUACAGAAGAGCGAAAGAUCCUAAUCACAAGAAUGAGUUCUUACGUUUACAACAUAAAAAACCCUGGCAAACCAUAA